CGUUUAUAUAUUGUGUGAUGUGUUUAUUUAAAAAUUUUAACGCGUCAAAGCAUGUUUGUUUUAUUAUAAUUGCUUGUUAUGAAAAUUAUAUUUUGGCAAAGGUUUUUGUAAAAGAGAGAGAGGACGAAACCGUCAUGCACAAGACAUGUGACAAUGUCAAUAGGAAUGUAAACAUUAUAUUGUUAAAUGUUUUGCGCAUAAAUAUUUUGUAAAAGUUAACGGAGCAAAGAUAAAUGUUGGUUAUAUAUCUUCAACCUAUUGAAGAACAAUCGAAAUAUACAUAUCGAAAAUCAUAUAUACGCGUAUACAUACACAAGGUUGAAUGUGACGUUACUUUUCAAAUGCGAGUUGUAAUGGUAAAAAGCAAACGUUUGCUGUUCCCUGUACUGUAGAAUCGUUCGCAAACUUUAUUAUUAUAUUCGUUAUUCUUUCAGCUCGAUUGCAUUUUCAAGGCAUGUAUAUAUAUAUAUGUGUGUGCGUGAAUGAGAAAUUCCACGUAAUCGACAUAUAUGUAAAUUUUUGAGAAUAAUUUGAAUAAAAUCGGACAUUUCCACGGCACAUCUGCAACAAUUGAAUUAUAUAAUUAAGUACAUUGAAAAGGAUUAAUUACGAAUAAAAAGUCUCCUUUUUUUUGUCGGAUAACAUUUAAGCAGGUGAAAAAGGAAUCGAGUUGGAACGAUGAAUCGGUUAUGGAAAACGUUGUCGCGAAAGCGCGUAGAAGCAGAGAACGAAGAGGUAAAAGGUGAACAAUUGGCACGGGUUCUUGGUCUAUUUGAUUUGACCGCACUCGGCGUAGGUGCGACUCUCGGUUUAGGCGUUUACGUUCUUGCCGGAAGCGUGGCCAAAGACACUGCUGGACCUGCCGUUUGUCUCUCUUUCCUCAUAGCUGCCAUCGCGUCUGCUUUCGCAGGUAUGUGCUAUGCGGAAUUUGCAUCGAGAGUGCCGAAAGCCGGUUCGGCCUUCGUGAUAGGAUGGAAUUUAAUUCUAGAAUACGUAAUUGGUACAGCGAGCGUCGCUCGUGGGCUUAGUAAUUAUAUUGAUGCAUUGAUAGGAAAUGCCAUGGGUAAAACUCUGCGUUCCCUUAUGCCCAUAGAUAUCUCCUUUCUGUCAGAGUAUCCUGAUUUUUUCGCCUUUGCAAUGGUCAUGCUACUAGUAGUACUAUUAUGCAUAGGAGUAAGGGAGUCGUCGAUCUUAAACAACAUAUUUACCAUUAUAAAUUUAACAACGAUCACGAUCGUUAUUGUCGCAGGGUCGAUAAAAGCGGAUUCGUCAAAUUGGUCCAUUGCAUCCGAGGAUAUUCCAAAUUCCGUGAAAAAUGGCGGAACCGGCGGAUUUAUGCCAUUCGGUAUCAGCGGAGUGAUGAUCGGAGCGGCCAAGUGUUUUUACGGAUUCGUCGGUUUCGAUACCGUCGCUACCACUGGCGAAGAGGCAAAGAAUCCUCAGCGUCACAUUCCUCUAGCGAUCGUACUAUCCCUGAUUAUUAUAUUCGUAGCGUAUUUUGGUAUCUCCACGGUCCUUACGAUGAUACUGCCUUAUUACGCUCAAAAUGCGGACGCGCCGUUUCCACAUGCGUUCGAUGAGAUCGGAUGGCCUGUCGUUAAAUGGAUCGUCAACAUAGGCGCGGUAUUCGCGCUAUGUACUAGUCUCUUGGGCGCUAUGUUUCCUUUACCGCGUGUAUUAUAUGCCAUGGCUAAUGACGGGGUAAUAUUCAAAACUCUCUCCAAAGUGCAUUCUAAAACUAUGACGCCUAUACAGGGCACGGUACUCUCUGGCUUACUUAGCGGUCUUAUGACACUUGUCUUCAAUUUACAGCAGUUGAUUGAUAUGAUGUCCAUCGGGACUUUACUCGCGUAUACAAUAGUAGCGAUAUGCGUUUUGAUAUUAAGAUAUCAAAAAGAUGCGAACUCUAGCAACGCUCCUGCUAUACCGCUAAUGAGUGAUUAUCAAUUUACAUCUAUAAAUAUAUUUAAGGAAUUAUUUAAUUUGCAUAAUCAGAAGGAACCAACGGAACUUUCUAAUAGGAUUGCAAAUAUUGGCAUCGCCUUACUUUGUAUCAUUAUAUGCAUCAUCACGUUUCUGAUUAGUAACAUGAGCGCGCACCUGCUCGCAGGAAAUGUGGUAAUAUCUGUGAUACUAGUUGUAUUCGUGAUUAUCCUUUUUUUGAAUUUAGCCGCGGUUGGUAGACAACCGGUACAAAAGACUGAAUUGUCUUUCAAGGUUCCUCUCGUUCCACUUAUUCCCUGUCUCAGUAUUUUUAUAAACAUAUAUUUAAUGUUCCAACUAGACGUCUUUACAUGGAUUAGAUUUGCCACUUGGUUGCUGAUUGGUUUUUGCAUCUAUGGUUUUUACGGAAUUAAUCACAGCGAGCAAGGGAAAAGAGAUAAGGCAGAAAGCAAAAAAUUACAACAAACGUAUGUGGAAAAGUUUAGAAUAGUGACAUCAUUUUGAUCGUCAAGUUUGUGUGUUUAUACAAACACACACAUACGUUCGUCUUAACCAUUCAAACGUACAACAAUAGAAUUAAAAAUAAUUUUGUAUAAUUAACCGACGCACACAAAAUUAAUGUCAUGUACAUUUGCAAUAAUUAAUCGAAAAAAAUUUUUUAAUGAUAAAUUUUAUAACGUAUCAUUUAUACAACACAUACACACACACACACACACACGCGCGCGCAUAUAUUCCUUUAUUACUAUAUUGUAAUAUAACAGGAUCUUAAAAUAUUAGUCUUUUAUUU
Formica exsecta is the source of this 2731-nucleotide messenger RNA. RefSeq names its product cationic amino acid transporter 3 (gene slif). The record is from RefSeq and is a predicted model, not a curated record. Lineage: Eukaryota; Metazoa; Arthropoda; Insecta; Hymenoptera; Formicidae. Gene Ontology annotation, biological process: amino acid transport; transmembrane transport. Gene Ontology annotation, molecular function: amino acid transmembrane transporter activity. Gene Ontology annotation, cellular component: plasma membrane.